This is a messenger RNA of Baudoinia panamericana UAMH 10762, 243 nucleotides long. RefSeq lists its product as uncharacterized. The transcript has 4 exons. The record is from RefSeq and is a predicted model, not a curated record. Gene Ontology annotation, cellular component: intracellular membrane-bounded organelle; membrane. Bases 1 to 243 code for a protein of 80 amino acids. Gene Ontology annotation, molecular function: heme binding. NCBI's taxonomy places the organism in Eukaryota, Fungi, Ascomycota, Dothideomycetes, Mycosphaerellales, Teratosphaeriaceae.
AUGUCGAAGCAAUUUACUGUCAAAGAUGUGCAGGAGCACAACACACCAGAUAAGGGUCUAUAUAUCAUAAUCGACAACGGCGUUUACGAGAUGGGGGGCUUCGUAGACGAGCACCCUGGUGGUGCCAAGAUCCUCAAGCGAGUCGGUGGCAAAGAUGCAAGCAAGCAAUUCUGGAAGGCCGUACUCAAGAAGUACCAACCGAGACUAAAGAUUGGCGAGAUCAAGGAGUCCGCCAAGUUAUGA